Macadamia integrifolia is the source of this 4138-nucleotide messenger RNA. Its product is annotated as DNA mismatch repair protein MLH3. The coding region runs from base 126 to 3821 and encodes 1231 amino acids. Lineage: Eukaryota; Viridiplantae; Streptophyta; Magnoliopsida; Proteales; Proteaceae. The record is from RefSeq and is a predicted model, not a curated record. Gene Ontology annotation, molecular function: ATP-dependent DNA damage sensor activity; mismatched DNA binding; ATP hydrolysis activity. Gene Ontology annotation, cellular component: mismatch repair complex. The transcript has 24 exons. Gene Ontology annotation, biological process: mismatch repair.
CUGUUGCUAUACGAGUUGGGGCAUGCUUUGUGAAGGUAGAGGAUGAUGGAUCUGGUAUUACUCGGGAUGGAUUGGUUUUGUUGGGAGAAAGAUAUGCAACAUCCAAGCUGCACCAUUUGGCCGAAAUGGAUGCUGCUAGUCGAAGCUUUGGUUUCCGAGGAGAAGCAUUGGGUUCCCUCUCUGAUGUCUCCUUGUUAGAGAUCAUAACCAAAGCUCAUGGGCGGCCAAGUGGAUACCGCAAGGUCAUAAAGGGAUGCAAGUGUUUGUAUCUUGGAAUUGAUAACCAUAGGCAAGAUGCAGGUACAACAGUCAUUGUUCGCGAAUUAUUUUACAAUCAACCAGUUCGAAGGAAGUCUAUGCAAUCCAGCCCCAAGAAGGUCUUGCAUUCGGUCAAGAAAUGUGUACUUCGAAUUGCCCUUGUGCAUCCGCAUGUUUCAUUCAAAGUCAUCGAUAUUGAGAGUGAAGAUGAAAUGCUUUGCACACCUUCUUCCUUUUCUCCUUUGUCACUAGUGAUGAGCAAUUUUGGUUUUGAGAUUUCUAAUUCUCUUCACAAACUGAGUUUCUCUGAGGGCUCAUUGAAGCUUUCUGGGUAUUUAAGUGCUCCUGGUGACUCCUUCCCCAUGAAGGUUUUACAAUAUGUUUACAUCAACUCACGGUUUGUCUGCAAGGGUCCAAUCCAUAAACUGCUUAGAAAUUUGGCUUGUAGUGACAAGUGUUUGGAUCUGUGGAAGAGAGAAACCGAGCCCCAAUAUGGGAAAAGGACUAGGCCCCAAGCUUAUCCGGCAUAUAUCCUGAACUUGUGUUGCCCUAAGUCUAGCUAUGAUUUAACUUUUGAACCGUCAAAAACAGUUGUUGAAUUCAAGGAUUGGGUUCCUGUACUUGCCUUUGUUGAGCAUUCUAUCAAGCAAUUCUGGCAACAAAUUCCAAUCCAAGACACUGUCCAUGCUUGUGAGGCAUUAGGAGGAUAUGAAAUAUGCAGGGAAGAGGACAAGAUUGCAUUGCCAGCACAUGAUAUGUCAGUGAAAUCUGAAGCUGCAAGAAAGAAGUGUCGAACCCAAUAUGACUUGAUUGAUAUUAGCCCAUACUCUUGCCCUAUGAAUGUCCAAUCUGAAGAGUAUGAUCUUGUAUCCCACCACAAGAACUGUAACACUCCAUCGAGGAAACUUCGUAGAAAUACUCCAUGGUUUGAAGGACAAAAUACCAAGACAGGAUAUGAUCAUUACUGUGGGUAUGCUUUCCAAGUCAUGACUCCAACUUCAUUGUGUUCUUCUAUUGCAAACCAUAUGCCAGAAUUUUGUCCGGAGGGUUGCAGCCAUACAUGGACACCUGGCAACAAUGUUUUUCCUUCGGUGGAUAAUUUCUUGAAGGAUGAGUUAGAAGGUUCUAUCUUAAUCUCAGGAUUGGGAAAUGAAUCUCCUAACAAUAGCAGAGGAUCCACAGGGUGGCUUUCGACAUGCAACAACCAGUUCAGAUACAGAAACAGUGUGAGGGAAGAUUCAUUUCCUUCAGACUCUACAAACAGUCUUACGAUACCUCUUUUGGGGCAUCGCUCGUUGUUGAGAAAUGUGCCAUGUGAAGGUUCAUUGAAAUUUAAUACAAGCCAUGAAGAAAUUGAAUGCUCAAUGCCGAGAAAUGUAUUAUAUGAAGGGUCAUUGUAUACAAGCCAUGAAGAAUUCGAAGUUCACAAUGAUAGAUUCAACAGCAAAACAAAACCAUCUGAUCCUGACGAAUUGAUGGGUGUUCGAUAUGAUGAUGAGGAUAACCAGAGUUUUCAUUUCUCUUCAAAAGCUUCAUGGCAGAAUAGGCCAGAAACUUCUCAACUGUCCUCCGGAAGCAUUAAAAAAUGCAGCAAAGCUACAGAGUUAGACAUGUUGCCAAGGGACUUCAUUAAACGAUAUCCUUCUGCGUCUGAUAAGAUGACAAGUGUCUUGGAUGCUGAGAUAGGUCAAAAAAAUUAUGAUUUCUUUGGGAAAUCUACUUGGCAGGAUGAGGCAGAAACCUCUCGACUGUCCUCCAGCAGCAGCAUCACAAAAUGCAGCACAGCUACAGAAUUAGAUAUAUUGCCAAGGGACUUCAUGAAACCGUCUCCUUCUGAUUGGGAGUUCUUUACCGAAGAGAGUGACCUUCCAAAUGAUUCCCUCCUGCAAGUUGGAGAAAUAGGCUCUAAUCAUCAAUCCAGAAACACUGAAUGGUGUUACAAAACCUCUGAUUCUAUUUCUUGGGAUGCACCUUGGAAGGGUGAACAUUUUUCUGGUGACUAUGCAUGCAGAAAGAAUUUUAGGUCUACCAAGAGUUCUAUGUAUGCACUUUCUGAAUUUGGAGAAGGGAACAAUGAAUAUGAUGUUUUUGGUUAUGAUACUAUGCAGAAUAGUCCCACUGAAGAAUGUUGCCCUGUUGUUUGUAGGGAAAUCUUUUCUGAUAAAUCAACUGAUGUGAUAGGAUGGUUAGGUUUAGACCCUUCAAGGACAGAUAAUUGUACAGUACCCACACGGCCCUUUCCUUCUCCUUGUUACAAUAAUAAGGGAAACAAUCAAUGGGGUCUGGGAUCUCAAAAUUGUGUACAGGAUUAUGUUCAUAAGGGACAUUCCAGGAGAAGCCACUCAGCUCCACCAUUUCACAAGGGCCGUAAAGACUUCUCCGCUGUUUAUCACCAUGUGACUACUACAGCUGAACCUGAUGCAUGGAUUGUCCAUGAUGCCACUUCAUUACCAGGUGAUUAUAAAUCUAAGUCUUCAUCACAUUCUUUUGGUGUAUCUGAGGAAUAUUCUGAACGAAAUCUUUCUGAUGGUUCUUUUUUGUACAUGGGGACAAUCAAGGAGACAAAGCAACAUGGCAAACAAAAUAUCCAUGGUAUCGAAAAGAUUACAGAGGUUGAGAAGAUAAACAACCCAGAUUCUCUUGAAGACCUCACAACCGAUUGUCUGGAAGAUUUGGAACUAUCUGGGGUCAAGUGGCGGAAUAGCCAUCUGCAGGUUACAGAUGGAAAUGAACCAGAGAAUUUGCACGGAUUAAAUGAUAUACUUGACGUCUCUUCCGGGAUCUUGCAACUUGCUGGUUCAUUAGUUCCUGAAUCUAUCAAAAAGGAUUUCCUUGAAAAUGCCAAGAUUCUCCUGCAGCUGGAUAAAAAAUUCAUCCCUGUGAUGGCUGGUGGAACAUUGACCCUCAUUGACCAGCAUGCUGCAGAUGAAAGGAUUCGACUGGAAGAGCUGCGUCAUAAGGUGCUAUCUGGUGAAGGGAAGACUGUUGCUUAUUUGGACUCUGAGCAAGAGUUGGUACUUCCUGAGAUUGGAUAUCAAUUACUGCACAAUUAUGCAGAACAGAUAAAGAAUUGGGGUUGGAUCUGUAACAUCCAUGCUAAUGUUUCAGGUUCCUUUAUGAAGAACAUGAACCUCCUAAACAGGCAACCAUCCAGUGUCACACUUCUUGCGGUACCUUGUAUUUUAGGUGUCAAUUUAACGGACAAGGAUCUUCUGGAGUUUCUGGAGCAGCUUGCUGAGACGGAUGGAUCAUCAACUAUGCCGCCUUCUGUACUUCGAGUCCUCAAUUUUAAAGCAUGCAGAGGAGCAAUCAUGUUUGGGGACUCUUUGUUGCCGUCAGAAUGUUCAUUAAUUAUUGAAGAACUGAAGCAGACCUCACUGUGUUUUCAAUGUGCUCAUGGGCGACCAACAACCGCCCCUCUUGUCAACUUGGAGGCCUUGCACAAGCAGAUUGCUGAGCUUCAGUUGUAUAAUGAAAAUUCCAAUGGGUCAUGGCACGGUCUGCGUAGACAUAAGCUGAGUCUUGAACGUGUGAAACAGCGUUUAAGCUCAGGUAGAGAUUGAUGUGGAUGACAAGCAAGGAUGCGUUAAUGGUGUCAGGUUUAUGCCUACCCAUUUCCUUCCUAUCAAUUUUAAAGGCCUUGCACAAGUGGAUUGCUGAGCCUCAACUGUGAGUUUGCUUUUAAAUUACCUUUGGCAUUGACUUUCACUGAUAUGGGUUGGACCUAAAACAUGAAAAGCGGUAUUUAAGCUCAAAUUCAGUGAAGAUGAUAAGCGAAGCAAGGUUGCCUUCCUUUGUAAUUUGGUGGCCCUCAAUUGGGUGCCAAGCUUGUACAAUUCUGUUAAUUUGAAAUGCAUUCUUUGAUUUUUUUUUUUUUUUU